AUGAAGCGAAAUCGACCAAGCGGGUCUCCGCAACGAAAAAUUAAGAAGGCAAGAGAAAAGUCAGCUGAGGCGAUGUCUGGAUCAAUUUUAAAAUAUGUUGCACCUUCAACAUCUACCGCAGUAGGAGAAAGUGCUGAAGACGUUCAGUCUGUUGAAUCCAGAGAUGAAAUGCCUGAAGUAUCUUCUCAAGAAGCUUCACAUGUGAAAGUGCAAGAAUUGGAGAAGAUCAUUUUAUCUUCAAGCGUGAAAGUGAUGUAGAUGAAGGAGAUGCCAGCAGAAGCCUGCAUCAGCAAGACUCUGAUGAUGAUGAUGAAGAAGAAGAGGAGACUGUUCGACUGUCAGUUUAUUCUGAUGUUGCUGCUUGGCCAGUUCCAGAUGUUUUAAGAGUGGACCUUAUUAAGAGGGGAAGUGAACCUUUCCAAAAUAGAGAUGGGUCAUUCAGUCCUGUUGAAAGGCAAGGAGAGAAAUCAAAAGGGAAGAGUCGACAGCUGACCACUGCAUUGUUCUAUAAGGCUCUGCCUAAUGGUGAAAAAAUUCAUAGAACGUGGAUGGUGUACUCUCCAUCAAAACAAAGUUUGUUUUGUUUUUGCUGCAGACUUUUUGCUGUUGAUGACAAAGUAACAGGGGCAUCCAGUUUUGUUACUGGGUUUCUAUUGUGGUGGAAGCUGAACCCAAAGGUGUCUGAUCAUGAGGCUUCUGAGCAGCAUCUUACAUGCUUGGAGAAAUGGAAGACCUUGAGAGCAGGAUUGAAGCUACAAAAAUGCCUUGAUCAUGUCCAUCAAACAACAGUGGACAGAGAGAAAAAGAAACGGAGGGAUAUUUUGCAUCACCUUUUGGAUGUAACUUUGUUUCUGGCUCAUCUUCCCUUUCGUGGUCCUAGAGAGACCAUGUCAUCCGCAAACAAAGGCAACUUCCUCGAAUUCGUAGAAUUGCUCUCAAACUAUGUUCCCAUUUUAAAGGAACAUUUCAUGAGGCUGAAACAUGCUGUUGCAUCUGGAAAGAGAAUGACUUCCUAUUUCUCUCCAAAAAUUCAGAAAGAAUUAAUUUGUCUUUUGGGAAAUCAUGUGAAGGACAAAAUAGUGGCUGAUAUCAAGAAAGCAAAGUACUUUGGGAUUCUUUUUGACAGCACUCCUGAUGUGUCCCACACUGAUCAGAUGUGUGAAGUGAUCAGAUAUGUUCAUAUUGAAGGGGACCAUGUUGAAGUAAAUUAA
This is a messenger RNA of Pelobates cultripes (western spadefoot toad), 1211 nucleotides long. Lineage: Eukaryota; Metazoa; Chordata; Amphibia; Anura; Pelobatidae. The record is from the annotation of a GenBank genome assembly.